CAACCAUUUUAGUUUCUGUCCUGGUUUCUUGUCUAGCAUGAUUUUACAAUGGAUUGUAUUUGAAACAAUUGUUUAUUUGGUUACCAUGAAUUGAUUCCAGCUGUUUUGCAUUUCAUCACAGCUUAAACAAAAAAUAUCCUCUGCCACGUCUGCCAUCAAAUCUGUUUUUGGACAAGAAGUAACUCGACAGGAUGCCUCUGACAAAUUGGAACGACCGAGGGAGAGGAUGAUAAAAGUGCGGGAGCUUUUUCGUGAUACAGACUCCACAGAAUUUGUUAUAGUUACAAUUCCCACGGUAAUGGCGGUUAGUGAGUCGUCUAGGUUGCGCGCCUCCCUGCAAAAGGAGAAUGUUCCUGUUAAGAGGCUUAUUGUUAAUCAAAUUCUUCCUCCAUCUGCCUCCGACUGCAAGUUUUGUGCAAUGAAGAGAAGGGAUCAGAUGCGUGCUCUUGAAAUGAUACAAAAUGAUCCUGAACUCUCCAGCUUGACAUUGAUACACGCACCCUUAGUUGAUGUAGAGAUCAGAGGCGUCCCAGCUCUUAAAUUUUUAGGAGACAUCAUAUGGAAAUGAGCUCUGAAUAACAAUGUCACAAAUGCAGAGUGCUUCCCAAAUCUUUGUGGUAGGCUUGCAUACACUCAGGAGGAACAGAAAAGUUACCAAACAAAAAUACUCGUGCAUUGGCAAACAAAUUCCGUUACAGAUUUUAGCAAAAUUCACAUUAGAAGAAACCAUUUUGUUCCAAUGGCAAUUACAAGACACAGAAGGUGAAGCCCUCAAUAAGCAAGAAGCCAUGUAAGGAAGGUAACAGUUGACCCUGAUAGCAAAUUUGAAUGGUGAAAAGCUGUAUGAUAUCAGGGAUCUAAAGAGUCAACUCUGGUUUUGCCGGUUAACUUUUCCACAUUAACAUGGUUCUUGUAGCAUAUGCUAAUUGAAAUUUCUAUUGUUUUUGUAGCAUAUACCAAGUCCUUUUGAAUGUGCAUCAGUUGUUUUUUUGGCAAGUGAAACUACUAUAAACUGGUUAAACCGGUUUAUAAGUUAAAUC
This is a messenger RNA of Manihot esculenta (cassava), 1040 nucleotides long. Its product is annotated as ATPase GET3B-like. The record is from RefSeq and is a predicted model, not a curated record. The coding region runs from base 227 to 568 and encodes 113 amino acids. Gene Ontology annotation, cellular component: GET complex. Lineage: Eukaryota; Viridiplantae; Streptophyta; Magnoliopsida; Malpighiales; Euphorbiaceae. Gene Ontology annotation, molecular function: ATP hydrolysis activity; ATP binding. Gene Ontology annotation, biological process: post-translational protein targeting to endoplasmic reticulum membrane. The transcript is spliced from 4 exons.